Messenger RNA from Lycium barbarum (goji berry), 855 nucleotides. RefSeq lists its product as uncharacterized. NCBI's taxonomy places the organism in Eukaryota, Viridiplantae, Streptophyta, Magnoliopsida, Solanales, Solanaceae. The transcript has 2 exons. Bases 1 to 855 code for a protein of 284 amino acids. The record is from RefSeq and is a predicted model, not a curated record.
AUGGGUGGAGUUGAGUUUGAAGGCACUACUGAUCCUGCGGAAGCUGAACAAUGGCUUGAGCGCAUGGAGAGAGUCUUUGAUCAAUUAGAGUGCUCCAAUGUUGCCAAAUUCAAGGAUGUUGUCUCUCUUUUACAAAAAGAUGCCUAUAAUUGGUGGAUGAUCGUGCCUAAUGCAAAAGCAAGACCUCCAGUUCUUACUUGGAAUGACUUUGUGGAUGCAUUCCGUAUGAAAUAUGUCCCUCCUUUCUAUUGUGAUGCAAAGAAGAAGGAGUUUCUGGAUCUACAGCACAGGAAUAUGUCUAUUGCAGAGUAUCAACAAAAGUUUCUCAAGCUUUCUCGUUAUGCUGCAGGUAUUAUCUCUGAUGAAAAAAAUAAAUGCAGGAGAUUUGAAUAUGGGUUGAAUGACUCCAUCCGAAAAUCUGUGGCGGUCCUACAACAUGAUAAUUUUGGCAAACUAGUUUCAGCUGCUCUUGCAAGAAUCGACAAGGAAAAAGCUAGUAGAAAUGAGAACAAGUCCAAAAAGGCUAAUUCAGAUUAUGGAGGUCCAUCUAAAAAGGGGAAGUUUUAUCAUUAUAGGCCUGGUAGUGUUCACAAGUCAGCUCAAAAUAAGCAAAGUAGAUCAAAUUUUUCUUCUGCUAGCAUUCCAAGUCAUGGCCAAGGCAAGACUCGUGUACCCACUUGUCCUCAAUGUGGGAAGAAUCACAAAGUGCUUGGAGGAAAGAUUCUGGAAUCUACUACUACUCCUUCUCAAAGGAACAGAGGUGCAAGAUCUAGAAACACUGAAGCAGUGGGUUCAAGUGGAGCUAAUCAGGCUAGUGGGUCAAGAGCUACUGCACGAUUUUAUUCCAUGAGAUAG